Messenger RNA from Oryza sativa Japonica Group (Japanese rice), 1383 nucleotides. The record is from RefSeq and is a predicted model, not a curated record. Lineage: Eukaryota; Viridiplantae; Streptophyta; Magnoliopsida; Poales; Poaceae.
UUUCUCCUCCUCCUUCCCCUUCCCCCUUCCUCUUCUCCGGAUUCCCUCUCCUCCCCACGGCGUCGCUACUCCCAAAUCCGCGAAAAAUCGACAGAGACCAGCCGCCCAAUCUGCCUGAUCCAUCGGAGGAGGACGACGAGGAGGAGGUUUGCGAGGCAGCGGCAGGGAGAGGAAGAUGUCUUCGCUGCGGAACGCGAUCCAGCGGCGCGCUCACAAGGAGCGCGCCCAGCCGGAGUCGAGGAAGAAGUUCGGGCUUCUGGAGAAGCACAAGGACUACAUCGUUCGGGCGAAGGCUUUCCACCAGAAGGAGGAAACCAUCAGGAAAUUGAAGGAGAAGGCAUCAUUUAGAAACCCUGAUGAGUUCUAUUUUAAGAUGAUCAACAGCAAGACUGUUGAUGGAAUUCAUAGGCCUAAGCCUGAAGCAAACAAGUAUACUGAAGAUGAACUCAUGCUGCUAAAAACUAAAGAUAUGGGAUACAUCCUUCAGGGUAUUCAGAGUGAAAAGAAGAAAAUUGAAAAAUUAAGCUCCAUGCUUCAUGAACUAGACAACAAGCGACCAAACAAGCAUGUUUACUUUGCUGAAGACAGAGAAGAGGUCAAAGAAAUACAAUCUAGAAUAGAACAAAAGAGCAGUUCACUUGGUUUGGACAACAUCCCUUCCCGUAUAAAGAGGAAAACUGCUUCGUCCUAUAGGGAGUUAGAGGAGAGGAAACAGAGGGUUCAAAAGCUUGAGAAACUGUAUGCAGACAUGGCCUUGCAGAAAGAGUUGAAGAAACCUGGACGGAAAAGAAAACUCCGUGAGGAUGAGAUUGAGAAUCAAACAUCCCGGCCUGUUUAUAAGUGGCGAGCACAACGGAAGCGGUAAGAUGAUGUGAAUGGCUUACAAUGGAAUCAUUGAGAAUAUAUGGAGUAACCAGUAGAUCCUAAAGCAAACGGAGACUAUUGUUUAUUUUCUUGAAUUCUAAUGCAUUUACAUGUAGCAGUGCCCCUCCACAACCGUCUCUCUUCAUAGCCUUCACUUGAUUGUAUUUGUGGAUCCAUGUUGGAUACCACUUUCUGCUACCUGCUACUGAUGUGAUGUACCUCUGCUUUUUACAAAAUGUUGGGUAACUACAUCAACAAUUGAGAACCUAAACGGUCCGAAUCUUCACGCAUCGUCCGUAAUCAACAUUCCAAGGUUAGCAAGCACAGUGCCACCAGAAUUAGGGCGUGUUCACUUUGCCGGAAAAAAAACAUACCAUUUGAUGGUAGAGCCAAAUAUUAGUAAUGCCAUUCUUUGGUAAAGUCAAAAUAUCAAUGUGUCAUUGGCUUUGAUACCUUACUAAAUUUUGGUGUAAUUUUUGUGAGUGGAAGGUUCCGGAAUUACCAAAUUACCUUACUAAA